UGUGUAUUUGUUUAGUAAUGUAUACUUAAAAUUUAAAAAAAAAAGCUUUUUUAUCUCAAGUAAUUUAAUUAUACAUUUUUAGAUGAAGGCAUCAACGAUGAAAGUUUCUAUUUGCUUGCUGAGAGCACUAUGAUUGCCUUAAUGCCUAAGGCUGGGCCGCGUUUGAUUUAAAAAAAAAAGUAUCAAGCACACAUUUGCCAGACACCAGAGACAGAUUACAUAAACGAGAUCUCGGUUAUCCCAUCACCAUCUGCAGGGUCUAGUUCUGUGUAUACUGAUUCUACGACUUCAAACGUUUCGUUUCAAACAGCAAGUGUACCUUCAAGCAACGUUUCAUUCCCUUCAUCUCAAGACUACAUUUAUGAACCUGACGACCAGCUGCUAGGAUUAUUAAAUGCACCACUGAAUUCGCAGAUUUCUCAAAAGCAACAAUUAGCAGAAAUUGUUACUAAAAAACGGAAAUCAUCAACUUUUACAUCAGCAAAUGUAUGUAUUAUAAAAUUUAAAUGUAACUUUUUUAAUAUAAAGUGUUUCCUCAGAGAUUAGAGGAUUUGCUCCGAAAACAUCCAGAUGGUAGAAUAUUACUAUUAAGUAAAAACAAAUUAAACAAUGAUUUGAGACAAAAACUAUGUAAACUGGUAGUAAAUGAUUUACUUUCUUCAAAUGAAACAUAUGAGUAAGUUUGAAAUGGUUUAGUAUCGUGUGAAUAACAUUUAUUUUAUUAGAAUAAGAAGAGAACAAUUUAUUAAGGCGACCGAUGACAUUGUAGAACUAUUUCCGUUUGAACUACGAGAAACAUACUAUGUUCCAUAUUCUUCUAAAAAGACUGGGUUACGGAUGCCAGCAAGAGGCAAGUUAUGGUGCCGUUAUUUAAAUGUUAAAGCAGCAUUACGUAUGGCAAAUCAAUCAUUAAUUAAAUUAGAUACACAGCCGUCUAAUGACAAAGAGAAUCAACCUGAAAACAUAGUCGAUGAUAUUCAACAAGAUUUAAUCUUUUUAAAAUCUGCAACUGAACCUCAUCUUCGUGUGCUAAAUGCUUGGGAACAAACUUAUCAAAUCAGAUACAGAUUGUAUUACAACACACCAGGGCCUCGAUUCUUGAGUACAGUAGAAUAGAACGUUCCCCGACGAUUAUUCCCUCGUUUUGUUCUCUCCUCAACCUUACACGCUAUUCUGUACUUUUGGGGAGUAGAGCUUUUCGAUAGAACGCACAAUGCAGCGUUGCCAAGGUUCUCAACCAAUCACAUGUUGGCAUUUACGUAAACAACUACCUAACCUCUAUUGUACGUACUUUAAUGUGUAUUACAUUUUUGGUUUUAUUUUCUAUUCAUAACGUUUACGUGUGCUUACAACUAUAGACUUUAUUAUGGAUGCAAGUGAUACGACUCAAAAAAAAUGCGGCAGUAUAAAUGCUGCUCAAAAGCAGACAUUAACAGAUUUUGUGUUCGAACACAAGGAAAUGUAUGUGGGAAAAUUUACAGCUACAUACACAAAGGCGGUAAGCGAAAAACUAUGGCAAGAAGUAACGGUCCUGUUAAACAGUAUACCCGGAGGUCCAAGUAAAGAUUGGAAACUUUGGCGUAAGACCUGGAUUGAUUUAAAAAAAAAUACCAAGGCCAAAUUGUCUCGGGCCAGGAACUACGCUGCAGGUACAGGGGGUGGUCCGCCCCUACCUGAGAUUGAUACAUCCACUGAUUCCAAAAUAUUGGAAAUUUUAUCCCCCGUGUGCGUAACUGGUGAUAAAGACAUCGUGGAAUCGCAGGUGAUUUUGGAUGAUGAAAUGCACCCUGUGAUGGAUGUGGAUAUGGAAAAUAAAUAUAUAGAGGUUCCAUCAGUCACAAUUGAUGUUCCAUGCGCCUCCACAUCAACAGCCAAUGAUGUACCUACCUGUACACCUGUGCAUGAGAGAAAUACUCCAAGAAUGAAAAAAAGUUCAAAAUCGGCAAGACUUCACUCUUCGAUUGCAAACCACGAUAAAUUACUCAAACUAAACCAAGAAAAAUUGGCUAUGGAAAGCGACUACAAAAAACGGAAGCUGGAAAUUUUAGAACAAAUGAUGAAGGAUAAAAGAAGUUACCAAGAAAAAAAAAUUGGAUAUUCUUGA
Molecule: messenger RNA, 2104 nt
Organism: Photinus pyralis (common eastern firefly)
Lineage: Eukaryota; Metazoa; Arthropoda; Insecta; Coleoptera; Lampyridae
Exons: 4
Coding region: 1367-2104 (245 amino acids)
Cellular component (GO): nucleus
Source: RefSeq, a predicted model, not a curated record